UCUCACCAAUUUCCAUUUCCUCUUUCUCUCUCUCUCUCUCUCUCUCUCACUUCCGAAUCACACAGGAAAUUGCUGAAACUGGUGGUAAUCUAAGAAUCCAAACAUCCUGAGUUGAACGAUUACAAGCGUGUAGGACCCACAAAGUGGCACCCACGAUCUUCAAUAUACGGAGGAAGUUGGGUUUGAUUGGAAUCGGUGAUAGUGAUAAAAGGAGGGGAGAGAUUGGAAGGGAAAUGAGUACACCAGGCAAAGUAAAACAAUCAAAAAAAUCAAAGGCUUCGUCGUCUCUUAUGGACAGAAUGUUGGGUCUGCUCAGAAUUCGAAUUCGAAAAGGUAUAAACCUCGCCGUUCGCGACGUCCGUAGCAGUGAUCCUUACGUCGUCGUCAGGUUGGGCAACCAGAAACUGAAGACUCGUGUAAUCAGGAAGGAUGUCAAUCCUACUUGGAAUGAAGACUUGACUCUUUCUGUUUCUGAUCCUAAUAUUCCAGUCCAUCUGACAGUGUAUGACCAUGACACAUUCAGCAAAGAUGACAAAAUGGGAGAAGCCGAGUUUGACAUCGUAGCGUUUGUCGACGCCUUGAGAAUGGAUAUGGAAGGCCUCCCAGAUGGCACAGUAAUUACAAGAGUGCUGCCAUCGAAAAAGAACUGCCUUGCGGAUGAAAGCUGCGUUACAUUUUCAGGCGGUAAGGUUGUCCAGAAUAUGUGCCUCAGAUUGAAAAAUGUGGAAUGUGGUGAAGUGGAGCUCCAAUUGCAAUGGAUUGACCUUCCUGGCUGCAAGGGGUUAUAGAGUUCAUGAAUGGUUUUGUUUUUUUCUGGUUCUCGUCAUUUUCCAUUGUCUGUCUAUAGCCUGGUUUUAAGCUUCUACCACCAGUUACUGUGUGAGUUCCAUUGUGGGGUUUGACAGUUUGUUUACAAACGAGUAAUACAUACCUGUCUUUGUAUAAAAAUGUGCCCAUUCGAACGGUCUGUAGCUCAGUAUAUGAAGUUGGACAAUUUUGUUUUGUUUU
This is a messenger RNA of Cornus florida, 1008 nucleotides long. Its product is annotated as protein C2-DOMAIN ABA-RELATED 4-like. Bases 234 to 788 code for a protein of 184 amino acids. The record is from RefSeq and is a predicted model, not a curated record. The transcript has 4 exons. Lineage: Eukaryota; Viridiplantae; Streptophyta; Magnoliopsida; Cornales; Cornaceae.